Molecule: messenger RNA, 1491 nt
Organism: Nicotiana tabacum (common tobacco)
Lineage: Eukaryota; Viridiplantae; Streptophyta; Magnoliopsida; Solanales; Solanaceae
Molecular function (GO): catalytic activity
Source: RefSeq, a predicted model, not a curated record
CUCACAGCUAUCAUCUUAAUAAUAAUUCCUCUAGAACAAAGGGAGAAAUUAAGAGUUUGAGAAAAUGGGAAAUGUAUUUGCAGUGAUAAAGCCAAUAAUUCAUAUGGUAUUGAAAGCUAUGGGAAUGACAUCCCAAAUGGUGGAAAUAGAACCAGGAACUAUCAUGCAUUUUUGGGUUCCAACUGAAACCAUUCAUUGCCAUAACCCAAACAAUAAAUUACCAAAUUAUAAACCUAAGCCUGCUGUUGUAUUUGUUCAUGGAUUUGUUUCCAAUGGAAUUAUGACUUGGCUUUUACAAGUGCUUUCCUUAAGAAUUUCAGGUGCUGAUUUUGCUAUCUACGUUCCUGACCUACUUUUCUUUGGAGAUUCCUUCACUGAUCGUCCUGAAAGGUCAACGAGUUUUCAGGCAGAAUGUUUAGCAAAGGGAAUGAUGAAGCUUGGAGUGGAAAAGUUCUCUCUGGUUGGAUUUAGUUAUGGAGGAAUGGUUGCGUUCAAGUUGGCUCAAUUGUAUCCUCACAUGGUUGAGUCUAUGAUUAUGUCAAGUACGGUUAUUGAGUUGACUGAGUAUAUUAGCAAUGCUUCGUUGAAGAAUAUUGGGUUCACAAAUUGGCCUGAUUUUCUUUUGCCCAAAACCAUCUCUGGUCUCAAAGUAUUGCUAUCUAUUGGUAGUCAUAAGUUCCCAUGGUUUCCUGAAUUUUUCUUCAGUGAUUUUCUUGAGGUUAUGUUUACCAAUAGAAAGGAGAAAGCCGAACUUCUUGAAGCUUUAGUAGUCAGUGACAAAGACGCUAUUAUUACCCCUAACUACUCCCAGAGGAUUUACCUUUUAUGUGGAGACGACGACAAAAUUUUUAAUACGGCAGUGUCUGAUAACAUGAAACAGAAGUUGGGAGAAAAUGUGACAAUCGAUUACAUAAAAAAGGCAGGACAUCUUGUUCAGUUGGAGCGACCCUGCUCUUACAAUCAUUAUCUCAAAAAAUUUCUUUCCUACUCAUGAUAAUUAUGGCGGAGCCAAAAAUUUCGCAAAAAAUUUCAAGGUUUAAUAUAUAUUUAUUAAAAGCUAUUUUGAUUUUGUAUGCGGGUAAAAUCGAGGAUAAUGCAUACCCCGAUUUCCCCGUGAAGAAAACAAAAGAAGGUCAUGGAUGCACAAGAUUGGAAUCGAGGUUGGGAGCCCUUCGUAUCGAAAUGUGAAUGAUGUGUUCAUCAUCGGGCAUGAUAAAGCGAAGCUCCCCAGACCCAGAACGAGUUCUAAAACCUCGGAAAAAACGGUAAACGGCUACACAUGACGGGUAAAGGGACGUGAUAUUCGUACCUAACCAGAUAUCACGAUGCAGAUCUCGCUCAAUAUCGGUUACGGAUCAGUAAUUAACGAGAAAGGAAGAUUUUUAGCUUUUUUAGACUUGUACUAGGGAUGAAACACCCCUACUAUAUAAAGGGAAAGUUUUUCUUUUGUAAGACACAUUAGAACAUGCCAAUCAAAGUAAUAUAAAUUUA